AUGCAAAAUCCUCAAAAUAUUGAAAAUAAAGUUUUUGAAGAUGUUGUGAGAGAUUUUGAUGAAAAUGAAGUUUUUGAAGAAAUAACUGGAAAAUUUACGUGGGAACAAGAUGUUGAAAGAUCAUGGAACUUACUUGUUGAAAACAAUGGAGUAUUACAACAUGUUAGUCAAGAAAAAUUCGAAAAUAAAAAUAAACAAAAAUAUAAAAAGAAUCAAAUAUGUUCCUUAAGGAAAGGAAUAUUCAGGCAUAUAAUCAUAUUAUUUGACUUAUCUAGUAGUAUGAAGGAAAGGGAUUUUAAACCAGAUAGAAUUAAUGUUGUCUUAGAAUGUGUGGAAACAUUUUUAAAAAACUUUUUUUUCAAAAACCCAGUUGGUCAUAUUGGCAUAGUUGCUCUAAAAAAUAGUUCAGCAAAGUUAAUUCAACCUCUGACUUCAAGUAUUGAUGACAUUUUAAAUUCAUUAUUAAAAGAAAGGAGUUUAGGUUUACAAGGUUCCCCAUCUUUACAAGAAGGAUUAGAAAUAGCUCAUGAUUUAUUAAUUGAUAUGCCAUUAUAUGGGACUAAAGAAAUAUUGAUAAUGUAUGGUUCUAUAAGAACAUGUGAUAAAAAAAAUAUUUUAAAAAUAUUAGAAUUAUUAAUUAAAAGCAAUAUUUAUGUAAAUUGUAUUUCAAUAGCACCAGAAAUGCAUAUUUUAAAGCACAUAUGUGAAAAAACAAAUGGAAUAUAUAAAAUAUGCACAGAUAAAAAUUCUUUAAUAAAUGAAAUAAAUAAUUGUGCUGAAACUCCUUUAUGGAUGAAUGGUAUGGAACCUCAAUUAAUUCACAUAUGUUUUCCAAUAAAAAAAAAAAUUAAUACACAAAUAAUGUGCUCUUGUCAUAAUAAUUUAAAUACAGAUACCUAUAUAUGUAAUUUUUGUAAUAGUUAUACAUGUAAAAUACCAUCAAAAUGUAAAGUUUGUGGUAUUCAUUUAAUUUCUAUGCAUGAUCUCUCUCACAUUACUAAUAACCUUCAAGGAUCACCAUUAUUUACUGAAAUAACUAAUGAGAAUAAACAAUAUAAUUUAUGUGUUUCAUGUAAUCAACAACUUGAUGAUAAAGUAUCACAAUGUACCAAAUGUAAAAAUAUUUUUUGUAUUGAUUGUGAUGUUUUUAUUCAUGAAGAUUUAAAUCAAUGCCCAUUUUGUUUAAUAAAUGAUAUUUAA
Molecule: messenger RNA, 1200 nt
Organism: Plasmodium gallinaceum
Lineage: Eukaryota; Apicomplexa; Aconoidasida; Haemosporida; Plasmodiidae
Gene: P44
Product: general transcription factor IIH subunit 2, putative
Exons: 5
Coding region: 1-1200 (399 amino acids)
Biological process (GO): regulation of transcription by RNA polymerase II; DNA-templated transcription; nucleotide-excision repair
Cellular component (GO): transcription factor TFIIH holo complex; transcription factor TFIIH core complex
Molecular function (GO): zinc ion binding
Source: RefSeq, a predicted model, not a curated record